AUGAAGUGUGCCAGCAAGAGGUCCUUUACAGAAGAUCAAAAGAUAACAAAGAAAAUAAAGAGGGAUGUGUUGCCCAGGGUUGAAGUGAAAUCCGAAACUGAUUCUGUUGAAUACAUCAAGGUUGAAUCAGAGUCAGAUGAAGAGAUAAAAACCGAGGAACCAUUCCCAUUACAACCUGCUAACGAGUUACUACUUACACUUGAGAGGAUCUUAAGUUUCUAUAAGCUGAAUAACGAGCUACCACAUCACAAUGUCGUCAGAAAACCAAAGCUUAAAGUACGACCACCUCAGAAUACAGUCCUCAAUAUAAUGGAUUUGGACUUCUCUGUACCCUUGGAGGAUCAAAUAGAGAUGGAAGAUUUAUAUUUUCUUCAUUAUGCUUUAACGUAUUCUAAAAAGACAGUCUUUAUCACGGGUGCUGGUAUUUCUGUCAAUUCAGGUAUUCCUGAUUUCCGAUCAGCCAACGGUUUAUUUCAAGGGCUGGCUACCAAAACUACUGGAUCAGGUCGGAAUCUGUUUGAUUAUAAUCUUUUCAGAGACCCUGACUCAAUCACAAUGUUUGAAGGCAUGAUAGAAAAACUGUAUAAUUUAUCAAAAGUUGCAGAGCCUUCUCCAUUUCAUAAGAUGAUAAACGAUGUAUCAAAACAAGGACGAUUAUUGAGAUUAUACACUCAGAACAUAGAUUGUUUAGACACACAAUUGCCAGAUUUGGGAACCAAAAUCCCCCUGUCCUUUAAUAAACAAGAAACCCCUAAAACAAUCCAGUUGCAUGGUAGCAUCAGUUUACUGAAUUGCUCUAAAUGUAAUUACAUUAGUGAAUUGAGUAAAGAAUACUUCAACCAGGGGAGACUUAUUCGAAGCUGUCCUUCAUGUGAAGAAAUGAACACCGUCAGAAUGGUUGCUGGUAAAAGGACUCAAAAUGUUGGAAUCUUAAGACCAAGGAUUGUUUUAUACAACGAAUUUCAUCCUGAUGGUGAAGUUAUAGGUACAAUAACAGAGAAAGAUUUGAAGAGUAAACCAGAUUGUUUGAUAGUAUCAGGUACAACCUUGAAAAUCCCAGGUGUAAGGAGGCUGGUUAAAGAGAUGUCCAGAGCGGUACACUCCAACAAGGGUUACGUCAUUUGGAUGAAUAUAGAUGAACCCCCGCAGAAUAUUCUUGAUUACGUUGAUUACUUUGAUUUGGUUAUAAUAGGAGAUUGUCAAGUAAUACCGGGUUUGGUAAAGUUAUAUGAUUACACGAAGAACCUCCAAGAGUCCAAGAAGGGCAGGUCGAAUGUUAGCAAUACCUCAAAGUCGAAGAAGGUAGUAGUAAAAACUGAAAAGGCAAAUUCCCUGUAG
Messenger RNA from Pichia kudriavzevii, 1338 nucleotides. RefSeq lists its product as uncharacterized. Lineage: Eukaryota; Fungi; Ascomycota; Pichiomycetes; Pichiales; Pichiaceae. The record is from RefSeq and is a predicted model, not a curated record. Gene Ontology annotation, cellular component: mating-type region heterochromatin. The transcript has a single exon. Gene Ontology annotation, biological process: negative regulation of transcription by RNA polymerase II; pericentric heterochromatin formation; regulation of DNA repair. The coding region runs from base 1 to 1338 and encodes 445 amino acids. Gene Ontology annotation, molecular function: histone deacetylase activity, NAD-dependent; NAD+ binding.